AUGAGCGCCAAAAUCUUGGCCGAGAUCAAGGAUCUCGAAUCCGGGAUCAAGAAUGACGAACUUGCGUUCGAGGAGUGCAAGGGCCAGCUCGGUUUCGUCUUGACCAAUCUCAAAGACCAGCCCGACAAUGAGGAGCUCGUGGCUAUUAAAGGCGACAUGGACGAGAUGCUUGAAUCCCUCAACAAGGAUCUGGAGCAGAAGCGCCAGAAAUUACAGGCAAUGCGUCAGGGCCUACCCAAAGACAAACAGCCACAGUCGCCCACCCCGGAGCCCAAGUGGUCCCAUGAGAAUCACCCCGCCUUUAAGCAGCCAGCCCCUCUCGAGGAAAAGGAGCCGGAACUGAUUAAUUACCAAGUCAAUGACAAUGUUCUGGCGAAGUGGGUUUCGGGCGACAAGGGCUACUACGCGGCCCGAAUCACAUCUGUCACUGGUUCCUCGACCGCACCUGUCUACACUGUCAAGUUCAAGAGCUACGAUACUAUUGAGACUCUACGUGCGAAGGAUAUUCGCCCAUUCGCACAGAAGCGUAAGGCGGACGGCACUGCUGUUGGUGGCUCCAGCGCCAAUACAGACGGCACGAAUCAAUCCCCAGUGCCCUCAACCGCCAUCUCGAAUGCCGGUACAACCAAUGGAAUUGUCAUCAAUGCGGCUGCGGAGAAAUACCCGCAAGCUCAGCAGUCGACCAAGACUGAUGAUAAUGGCGAGGAUAAACCUCGCAAGCAUAAAAAGAUUAAGGCCAACAAGGAGCUUGAGGCUGGAAAAAAUAAGUGGCAGGAGUUUACCCAGAAGGGAAAGCUCGGGAAGGCUGUGAAGAAAGACAGCAUGUUCCGCACCCCCGACGGCGUCCGUGGCAGAGUUGGGUUCACUGGCUCCGGUCAGGCUAUGAGAAAGGACCCAACUAGAAGCCGACAUGUCUACCAGCCCAACGAAGAUUUGGACUAA
Messenger RNA from Lasiosphaeria miniovina, 942 nucleotides. RefSeq lists its product as uncharacterized. Bases 1 to 942 code for a protein of 313 amino acids. The record is from RefSeq and is a predicted model, not a curated record. The transcript has 3 exons. NCBI's taxonomy places the organism in Eukaryota, Fungi, Ascomycota, Sordariomycetes, Sordariales, Lasiosphaeriaceae.